CCACAGGCCGACUCUGAUUGGCUCGGACACGGCCAACUCCAUUUUGGAAAAACAGCUGUUUGAAGACACAGCCUCUCCGCGUUUGUUAGCAGACGGAACCCUGAAGAAAACACCCAGGCUUCACGGCACAGACACGCACACGCAAACACACACACACACACUUCUUCACCACACGUUUAUUUAUUCACCCUUUCUUUCUUUCUUUUUUCCCUUUUCUUUCACACCAGCCUGCUUCAGUUUCGGCUCAGCUCGGCUUGCUGCGUUUUUUUUUUGGUUUUUUUUUUGCCCCCUCGUUUUUGUUUUUUUUGUGUAUCCGACCUCCAGGAAACUUAACCGGGGAUCCAUGGUGUUAAAUCUCCAUUGUAACAAGUGGAUAACAGGAGGCGACCGGACCAAGGUGUAAUGAGAGCGCUGGUCAUGGACAGAUGAUGGACGUGGAGACGUCGUACUCGGACUUCAUCAACUGUGAUCGCACAGGCCGCAGGAACGCAGUGCCCGACAUCUCGGGGGAGGGGGCAGUAGUGGCCAGCACCAGUGAACUCACCAAAGACCUGGCAGAGAUGGACCUGAAGGCUGCAGAAGGAGACCCGGGGGCCUCCCCAGCCCCUGAGGCAGAGGGCUCCCCCAGCCAAGACGCCCAGGGAAGCGGAGGCCCAUCCUAGACUCAGCUGGACACUAAAGGGGGGCAGAGCCAAGGAGAGAAAAGUAGAGAGGAAGCAGGUGAAAGUGGAGAGGCAUGGAGAAAGGAAAGAGAGAGUGUAUGUGGGUUGUCCUAACUGGACACGGGGACACCUUCGCUCACUGCUGGCGUGUUAGGAGCUUCCGGAGCUCUAAAUGUUCGCCUUUUAUUGAAUGAGAUUGUAACAUUGGGAAAAGAACAGAGCAGAACUGACAGUUGAGACGCUGCGCUGUUAGUAGAAAGCACAGAAACUUCGGAUUAAUGUCUGUGGAGAUGGACUAAGCUGAACAGAAUUCAUUCAUAACAACACUCGAAACAUUGUUCCAACCUAAUAUGGAACUGUGUCACGGAGAGCGUAUUCUUAAUCAUUCGUUUGUCCUUUUCUUUCUACGUAUGUGUGUGCGUUUGUGACUCUCUUGUUCAAUUCCAUCGCCAAGUCUUUUCUUUUCUUUAGUUACAAACAUAGUCACCAUUAUACUGUCGUGUAUGGACUCCAUAUUUAUUGCUAAAUGUUCAGUGAUAACUUUGUGAUAGCAAUUUUCUUUGUGUAAUAAAAUACUUAUGAAUUACUGUAA
This is a messenger RNA of Xiphias gladius (swordfish), 1254 nucleotides long. RefSeq names its product protein kinase (cAMP-dependent, catalytic) inhibitor gamma (gene pkig). Gene Ontology annotation, biological process: negative regulation of cAMP-dependent protein kinase activity. Bases 426 to 662 code for a protein of 78 amino acids. Gene Ontology annotation, cellular component: nucleus; cytoplasm. The transcript is spliced from 3 exons. Gene Ontology annotation, molecular function: cAMP-dependent protein kinase inhibitor activity. NCBI's taxonomy places the organism in Eukaryota, Metazoa, Chordata, Actinopteri, Istiophoriformes, Xiphiidae. The record is from RefSeq and is a predicted model, not a curated record.